UAUAUAAAAUAGACUCAUCACAUUACAUUCCCCUCUCUCUCUCUCUCACUCUCUAUCUCUCUCUCUCUCUCUUACCCUCUAACAAUGGUAGAAACAUCUAUACUAUUCUUCUUCAUCUUCCCCGAUUAUUAGCAUCAUCCUCUCACUCCUCACUUUCUUCAUCAUCGCCUUUUUCUUCUCCUCUACAACUCCUUUUCUCUUCUCCAAAUUCUCAUUCUCAAUUCCAAAUCCCCCUUCUCAAUUCCAAAUCCCCCUUCUCAAUUCCAAACCUUAACCCUAUUUUCAAGUUUAUUUAGAGACCAAAUCGACGCAUUUCUUUGUCAUUUUGUUGGUUUUCUAGGUUGGUUUGGUUGGGUUGGGGUUGUUUGUCGUCGUCUUCUUCGGUGCCAUUGGAGUAGCUUCGAAAGAGAUCCAUUGAAGAAGAAUAAGAUGAAUCUCAUUCCUUUGUCAUUUUGUUAGGUUUUGGGUUAAUUUGGUGGGGUUGGAGUUGGGGUUACUUGAAAUUAGGGGUUAUUUAGAAUUUGAGUUAUUUGUUUUUGUUUUCUGUUUUGGGUAUGCUAUAAAAUGAGUUACUUGAAACUAGGGGUUACUUGAAAUUAUGGGUUCUUGAAAUUAGGAAUUACUUAUAAUAUGGGUUGCUUGAAAUUAGGGGUUACCACUUAAAAUUAGGGGUUACUACUUGAAAUUAUGGGUUAUUGAUAAUAUGGAUUACUUGCAAUAAUUAGGGGUUGCUUGAAAUUGUGCGUGCGUGUCAAACUCUGUUAUGCACAUCAGACUCUGUUAUUUUUGCCGAGUUGGUAGUAGGUCGCACCAAAAAGCUCUGUAAAUUUUUAUGUGUGAAAAUCUCUUAUAAAUUAAGAGUUGUCCCACUUAAUAUGCCAUAUUAGCAAACUUUGUUAAUAUGACUCUCUCCUCCCCCACUAAAAGAAAUUUCUUCUCUCUCCACCCCCCAAAGCAUUUCGAACUCACACCUUUGAUUGCACAACCAUCAUUGCACGACCACCUUUAGAGGUAUAAUCUGGCCAGCUAACCAACCGAUCGGCCAAUUAAAUAAAAGUCACCCUAGUUGCAAAACAUGUAAAUUGGGGCCAUACUAACCCUUUAGGGGAAAGAAUUUGCUCGUGCAACAGUGUGUUAAUGGUCGUGGUGGUGGCGCUAAUGGUCAUGGUGUUAAUAGUCGUAAUGGUGGUGCUAAUGGUCUUGCGGUGGUCGCGUGAUGGUGGUGACCAAAGUAAUAUGGUCACAUGAUGGUGUUAAUGGAAGUACAAUGGUCGUGAGGUGAUGCCGGUGGUCGUGCUAUGGGUGGUGCGUAUGGUUGUGAAUUGGUGACAAAGGUGUAGGUAGAGGAGAGAGAAAGGGGGUAAAACUAAGAAAAUACAAAAAUGCUCUCACAUUAACUUUUUAAAAUAUGGUUUUUACAAGAUUUGAAGCUACAACCUCAAGUUUAAACUUCAAUGUAUUAGCCAAUAAGCUAUUAUUAUAUUAUAUAUCAUUCAAUAAAAUUAAAUAUUAAUAAAAAAAUUUAUCAUGCAAAUAAUGCAAUAACUCCAAGCAUACCCAGCCUAACAGUGGUUGGAUUGAAUUAAACCAAAAAUCCAAACCAAAAAUGGAAUAAACACCCCUCUUUUACUCUUUAAAUCUUUUUGUUAAUUAGGAGAUUAACUUGGAAAAUUGAUUUGGUACUCCGACUCCGGCCAAUCCCUCGGCAUUGAAUUGGUGAUUAUUGUUAGUCACCUCUUCAAUCAAACUCAACUGAUCGACGCACAAAUUUUGAGAUAAAUUUAACAAAAAUCAAAUCUUUCCUAAAUUUCCAAAGGGUUUGUACUAUUUGUCUAUUUCUGAUUUCGAUUCAAUGUCAGUCUUGAAUCAGCUCUUCAAUCGGGGUGUUCUCGGCACUAGGUGCAAAACAUGCUUAAAUUUGGCAAUCUCCCGUAUAAAAUUGCUGCAAAAUAGAAGAGAUGCCCAACUCAAGCAGAUGCGCAAGGAGAUAGCCCAGUUUUUGCUGACUGGCCAAGAGGCCAUUGCCAGAAUCCGGGUGGAGCAUGUUAUACGAGAACAAAACAUAUGGGAGGCAUAUGAGAUUUUGGAAAUGUUAUGUGAAUUUAUUCUUGCACGUGUGCCCGUUCUUGAAAGUCAGAGGCAAUGUCCUUCAGAGUUGCAGGAGGCUAUAGCAAGCGUAAUUUUUGCAGCUCCCAGGUGCUCCGAUUUGCCAGACCUCCUGCAAGUUAAAAACUUGUUCACUUCAAAAUAUGGAAAGGAAUUUAUUUCAGCUGUCUCUGAACUCCGGCCUGAUACUAGUGUUAACCGUACAAUAAUUGAGAAUCUUUCUGUUAAUGCUCCAUCUGCACAAUUAAAACUCAAGCUGCUGAAGGAAAUUGCAAAAGAGUUUAAUGUCAACUGGGACUCUUCAGAAACUGAAGCAGAAUUCCAGAAGAAACAUGACGAUCUCCUGGAUGGUCGGAGGACAAUACCUGUAGAUCCUUCACUUUCUGCACCUCCUAUCCAGGCGCUGCAUCGUAAUUCUUCGCCUUCUAAUGUAGCACAGCCUGUUACGCCUCCAGUUUCAACUGACAAACCAAGUAUACGAGCUCCCCAAAUGUCUAGUCAUAAUGGCAACCGGGUUGUAUUGAACUCCAACGGGACAAAAGCAUCAAACCAAAAUAGCACAGGGGAAAGUUCUGUUAGUGACAGUAAUAAGGAUACAGGAUUAAAUUCUUCUGACAUCUUUGAGAAAGCCAGAGUGGCCAUUACCUCAGCAGAUCGUGCUUCAGCUGCAGCCAGAGCAGCUGCACAAUUGGUGAAUGUUAAUUUUGGAGCAUUGAGGGUAGAAGAAGGGAAAUCUUGAAUGAGUGUAUAUAUUUAUAUCGAGCUCUAUUGUAUUUUUGUGUCUUGUUGCAACUAGUGAGCCACUCUCUAGAGCUGCACAUGUGAAUGGUCUGUCUUUUCUGGUGUGAAGGUUGCUGUCUGAUUUAUUCUCUUUUGCAUGGUUGCUCAAGGCUUAUGUAUUUAGUUGCAAAUCUCUAGUUCAUGAAUAUUGACUUCUUGGAUUUACAGGAUAAAUUUGUUGUGCAGUUAAUUGUAGUUGUAAUUGAAAGUUCUCAUAGUUUAGUAUCAGCGAGCUUGCUUCUUCA
Chenopodium quinoa (quinoa) is the source of this 3131-nucleotide messenger RNA. Its product is annotated as IST1-like protein. The transcript has 6 exons. The record is from RefSeq and is a predicted model, not a curated record. Gene Ontology annotation, biological process: protein transport. Bases 1853 to 2845 code for a protein of 330 amino acids. Lineage: Eukaryota; Viridiplantae; Streptophyta; Magnoliopsida; Caryophyllales; Amaranthaceae.